UUUUGGUGCACUGUUCUGCCAAUUCCUUUGCCCACCCACCGCCUCCCCGCCAUCAAUGCUACGCGGAGCCGCCAUCAACGCCGAUGCUGGGAUCCCGGGCCGCCCCACUCACCGCCCUCCUCGAUCCGCCAUCAAGGUGCCGUGGAUCCCCCACCCUCCUCGAUCUCUGCCCCCGCCAUCAACGCGGCCGCCCCACUCACCUUCCAUCGACGGGGCAGCCCCAACCACCGCCCUCCUCGAUCCAGCAUCGCGAUGCACUCCUCGACGCAAUCCAUCUACCCACCGAACUGCUGCCGGUCGGCGUGGCAAAUCUCCUCGGCGCGAUCAACGACCAAGCCCGCCCAUCCCACCCGCGCUGCCCCCACCACACAACUGAUAUGCUCUCCAUGGAAGGUCGGGGACCUGCUCACCCACGAUCUCCAUGGAAGGUGGUCUACUGUCGAUCGGCCUCUCCCCCGUGCUCCUUCAUCAACCCUGUCCGUCGCGCCGCCGAGCCCCGAGAUCGCGCAGAUCCGCCAUUCUCGCGCCCUCGCCUGAUACCGCGCUCACCGCCGGACCUCACCAACCUCUGCUCGCGUUCCCCACACCGCCCUCCACCCCAUCCGCGUCCGCCCCAUCCUCCCCACGCGCAAUAGCCAUCCUGCUCGCCCCGCGCCGUGUCCGCAUCUGCAAUGAUCGGGAUCCACGACCGCUACCCCCACCCCGACUUCUUCCUGCCAGUGUAGCCGGCCACUACUUCUCCACUGCUGCUCGUUGUCUCCUCAACCACCACAGUGCCACACAAUCCUCCCACGGCGUGUCUGACUCAAGCCGGGAUGUCUCACAGGAGCAGUGGAUAGUUGAUGCGCCCUUAUAAUCAAGCAGUCGCGGCUUCCGCCCACAACUCCAGUCCCACAACAUGGUGCACGGUGUCUCCGGCGAGUCACUGCCUUCGUCUUCUGCCCACAACUCCGGUCAGGCCCCCUCCCUCUCCCCGCUGAGGCCCCUUCCGAUCUGGAUUCUGGAAUCGUGCCCGCCGGCCCGACCCAGCUCCACCCUCCCGGCCCCUCCGGCCGCCGCGGGAAAUGGCGAGUGGCAGCAUCCCCUACCGCCGCCUCCUCAGGCGAGGACGAGGAGGAGGGACUCCGAUAGCGGAAGGCCGAAUGGGCAGACAGCCGUGCCUUCGCUUCCGCAGCUACAGGAGGAGGAGGAGGCGCCGGAGCGGCUGGCUCAUGUGAAGUACGAGCUCCGUGACACUCCAGGAAUAUUUCCUCUGGUGGUAUACGGAUUCCAGCAUUAUAUUUCCAUGGUCGGUUCAAUCAUCCUGAUUCCUCUCGUGAUGGUCCCUGCUAUGGGUGGCUCGGCUGAUGACAUGGCGGCAGUGGUAUCCAUAGUGUUGCUCGUCACCGGGGUGACUACAUUGUUGCACAUGUUUGUUGGAACGAGACUAUCCACUUGUGCAGGGUCCAUCCUUUGUAUACCUGGCUCCUGCCCUUGCGAUCAUCAACUCACAAGAAUUCUUUGUGUCGUUGCAUGCCUAGAACAUGACAAAUGUUUCAGUCAUGCAAGGCUUGUUUGUUUUCUACUAGCAGUCCUGACUGAGCUUAACAAUUUGCAUUUCAUUGCAGAAUUCUAAACACAUAAUGAAGCACCUGCAGGGAGCUUUGUUUAGAGAUGCUCCCGCCGUGGCUGCCAAUUGCACUGGUAUUCAGGCAACCUACAUUUGGUCCCUGCAAUAUAGUUGCUUCUUGAAAGCAG
Messenger RNA from Zea mays, 1737 nucleotides. Its product is annotated as nucleobase-ascorbate transporter 12-like. Lineage: Eukaryota; Viridiplantae; Streptophyta; Magnoliopsida; Poales; Poaceae. Gene Ontology annotation, biological process: transmembrane transport. Gene Ontology annotation, molecular function: transmembrane transporter activity. The transcript is spliced from 3 exons. The record is from RefSeq and is a predicted model, not a curated record. Gene Ontology annotation, cellular component: membrane. The coding region runs from base 899 to 1615 and encodes 238 amino acids.